AUGGAAAAAAGAUUGGUGACGAAGGGGACUGAAGUCGGUAAUUCUAUUCAAGUUGAAGAGGAUUAUAAUUCCUACACAUAUGAAGAGCCUCCUACGUACCGUAAAGUUGUUUAUGAUGUGUUUCUGUGGUUGUUGUCCAACAUCUUCGAUUGUUUCUUCCGCGAAAUCCGAAGCAGAGGUCGUUAUAAGAUUCCUAGGCAGGGGCCCAUUAUUUUCGUUGCUGCUCCUCACGCGAACCAAUUCAUUGAUCCGGUCAUUCUGAUGGGGCAGGUCAAAAGGGCGGUCAACAAGAGGGUGUCGUUUCUAGUGGCCGAAAAAUCCUUGAAGCGUAAAGCAAUUGGUACUUUUGCUCGGUGUGCCAUGUCAAUAGGUGUUUCAAGGGCACAAGAUAAUCUCAAGCCAGGCACGGGCAAAAUCACAAUCAACAUGGACGAACCGCGGAAGGUCAUCGGCCAUGGUACCAAGUUUACCAAAGAGUGUAGUCCUCAAGGCCUGAUUGGCCUUCCUCGGUCGCUGGGUAAUGUGACCAUUGAAUCUGUAGAAAGUGAUACAGAAUUAACGAUUCGGAAAGAAUUUAGGAUGAACAAAUCGGAGGUGAAAAGCCUCUUAACAAAGGGAACUUCCUUCAAAUUUGCUCCUAAGGUUAACCAAAGGGAAGUUUAUCACCGCGUAUUUGAGCAUUUAUACCAUGACCAGUGUGUAGGAAUUUUUCCCGAGGGUGGAUCGCAUGACCGCACUGAUUUACUUCCGCUCAAGGCAGGUGUAGCUAUCAUGGCUCUUGGCUGUAUGAGUAAGCACCCUGAUAUCAAUGUGCGAAUUGUUCCUUGCGGCAUGAAUUACUUCCAUCCACACAAAUUCAGAUCUAGAGCAGUUGUAGAGUUCGGAAACCCAAUCGAGAUAUCGUCCGAGCUGGUCGCAAAAUACAACAACUCAGAAACGAAUCGCGAUGCAGUCAAGGAACUGUUGGACACUAUCAGUGAAGGCCUACGGGCUGUAACAGUUACAUGCCCAGACUAUGAAACAAUGAUGGUUGUUCAAGCUGUUAGACGACUCUACGCCGGACAUCUUUCUGCGAAGCUACCAUUAGCUCUUGUAAUAGAAAUGAAUAGACGUUUGGUACAUGGAUAUACCACGUUUAAGGAUGAUCCCCGCAUCAUGCAAUUGAAAGAAGAUGUCUUGAAAUAUAAUGCAAAUCUCCGCCACUUCAAUAUCCCUGACCAUCAAGUUGAGACAGCUAAGAUUAAUUUUACGAGAAAUUUGGGAUUACUUAUUUUUAGAUCUUUGAGAUUGUUGGUGUCUGUUAUUUUGGCUCUUCCGGGAAUAAUUAUGUUUUCACCGGUUUUCAUCGUUGCCAAGACAAUUUCCAAGAAAAAAGCCCGCGAGGCUCUAGCUGCAUCAACUGUCAAAAUUAAGGCUAACGAUGUUAUUGCCACUUGGAAAAUAUUGAUUGGAAUGGGUUUUGCUCCUCUGUUGUAUACAUUUUGGUCUGCGUUAAUCACCUGUUAUUUCCACGUUUCCAUCACCGAAAAUAAAUUUGUCAGUUUUGCUGCAAUUUACAUACUAUGCUCCAUGUUGACGUAUUCUGCUCUGAUUAUCGGUGAUAAUGGUAUGGAUGUUUUCAAAUCCUUGAGGCCACUUUACUUAUCCAUCACAACACCAGAAAGCUUGAAAGAUUUACAGAAGGAAAGAUGUGUUUUAGCUGAAAAAAUAACUGAAACAGUCAAUACUUUGGGCCCACAGAUAUUCCCCGACUUCGAUGCAGGAAGCUUGUUCGAUAAGUAUAAGAAUGGUUACUCUCAGUUUGAUGAGGAAGAAGAGGACAGAAAAACUUCAGAAUUGAGGCGCAGAAGAUUGCUUAAGAAGAAGAAGCAAGGUAUUGAGCGUAAGAAAGAAAUAUCUUCAACUGAAAGUGAGGAAGAAAGUGAUGCUGUUUCGAUGAUCAAUAGUGAUAAUUCCUUAUCCAAUAUUCCUAUUUUUUCAACUUCUGGAGCUCGGUCAGGUUCAGUAUCGUCUUUAACAUCAUUGAGCUCGGGGUUUGAAAUUGUGGAAGACAUGACCAGGGAAGACGAGCUCAGCCGGAAAAUUGCACACGCAGUGCGUGAAAAGAGAUUUUUAGACUAG
Molecule: messenger RNA, 2121 nt
Organism: Lachancea fermentati
Lineage: Eukaryota; Fungi; Ascomycota; Saccharomycetes; Saccharomycetales; Saccharomycetaceae
Source: the annotation of a GenBank genome assembly